AUGAUCAUUUGCCUUCUCGUUCUGAGUAUUAAAGUUUUUCAGUUUUGCUUCUUUGGCUCGCUUGUGGGAACCGAACCCCAGAAUCUCCGGGAAAACUUGACCCGAUUCGCCCUUUUUCGACUCGUCUUCUUGUUGGGUGUGAUCAAUUCUGUCAGCUGGAGUAGUCUUUUGGGAUGGACUUUGUGGUUUAGUUGCCUGGGCACCCUCCAUGGAUUUACUCGUCUUGCUCGCGUUCGAAGCGAACAGCUGAUUUCCUCUGCAGUUGUUCCGAAACGCCGGUGGCUUCGCUUUUCCACUAUGCUCUUCUGUCUUCUUGCCGGUGUAAUUAUCGUGCUUACGUUAGGGCUAAAAUUUUGCCUUUACCUUUCUGAUGUUACACCGGAGACCGAUUUUUGGGGAGAGGCUCUUGAGGACGAAACUUCACGUUUAUCGGAGACUGAUAACUCUGAACUUUCCGAAUACAACAACGACCAAAAUGCUGAAUUCCGCCAAGUCCUGCAUGUAAUUGUUUUCAUGGUGUCAGAGUGUAUGCUGGCCAUCCUUCUGAUUAUGCAUAUCGUUUGUACACUGGUAGUGCACGCCAUCGACCGUUUGAACUUAUUACAGAAUAGAGCCUUCUUCGACAAGUCUGUCUGGCUCUAUUACAUUAACUUGUUUUUUGAUUUAUCUACACUCUUGAUCGACCUUUCCAACCAUCUGCAUAUGUUAGUCUGGAGUCGCAUCUUCUCCCUCACUAUUCUAAUAGUCCUCGUUCAAAUACGUGUGACAUACGCCGAGUUUGCCCAAAGAGUCCGUCGGCACACUGUCUAUCGGAACCUCGUCAAACUCGUCCGUCAAGAAUUUCCCUUAGAAAACUAUACUUUGAAGUCCUCUGCCUCUGAAGCUAAUGAUCAUGGAUCAACCAGAUCAUCGCAAGAGGAAGAGGAUGCUCCAGAAUUCUGUGCUAUUUGCUGGGAUCCGCUCUACACUUGGAGGAAGUUGCCUUGUAAUCAUUGCUUUCAUGAGACCUGUCUUACAUCCUGGAUGGAACAGAAUCCUAGUUGCCCCACAUGUAGACGACCUCUCCUUACAACGCAUGCUCAGCGGCGACCCACUGCUCAGCCUCGCACAAUUGCAACAGCUCUCCGUGAUAUCCUAGGAUUAUCCGAUACGGACACAUUGCCUCCAAUGCAAAAUAAUCAAUUUGGCAUACCGCAAACGCAGACUUUUCGCCAACAAUUUCCAAGGACUGGAUUGCCUACCGUUCGAGGAAUGGCUGUCAGGCUAAGGCAGCGCGGUGAUCCGAUUACUGGAGCAGCUAUUGAAAAUCAAGGGCCUAGUUUAGACCUGAGUAUUCGACUAAGCUUAGGUGGUAAUCCGGUAGUGACACCUGUUACAAACAAUGUCCCAAGAGAUGACAUACCGUCAAACCAGCAACAAAAUCCACUUCAGCAGGCGACUGCUCCUGGGACUGAAGGAUCUACUUCUUUGCCAGAGCAGGCUACUGCUGGUUCGGAUCAUCCGACAGAGAGACCACAAGUUAUCCAGUCAACAAUUCGAAGACGAUUCUUCUACUUCGAUGGUUCUCGCUAUCUGUCUUGGUUGCCUACGGUUCACAUAGAACUCUCCGAGGUAGGGAUUCUCCUAUUGCCUGUCAAUGCCUUCUUGGCUAAAGGUUCCAACUUGUUAUUUGGGCACAAGUUGAUUAGGGAAAAAACUUUCAGAUGUCCAACACAACUGUUUGUACUUGUUAGGAGUAUCACUCCCAUGUGUUAA
Molecule: messenger RNA, 1755 nt
Organism: Dibothriocephalus latus
Lineage: Eukaryota; Metazoa; Platyhelminthes; Cestoda; Diphyllobothriidea; Diphyllobothriidae
Source: the annotation of a GenBank genome assembly